Molecule: messenger RNA, 1119 nt
Organism: Lodderomyces pseudojiufengensis
Lineage: Eukaryota; Fungi; Ascomycota; Pichiomycetes; Serinales; Debaryomycetaceae
Exons: 1
Coding region: 1-1119 (372 amino acids)
Source: RefSeq, a predicted model, not a curated record
AUGACAAGUAAAUUCAAUUUUCAAUUAUCAAAAAAAGAUUUAGAAGAAUUUGCACAAUAUUACAAUGAUCUUAUUGAUACACCAGAUAUUAAUUUUUAUGGCAACAGAUGGAACAGUAACUCUUUACCGGAAAACCUCGAAGGCAAUCAAGUUUUGGAAAUAUUAAACAUAUUUGAUACGAUGUACUAUCCUCCAGUCUUUGUUGACGAAAAUCUGCUCACAGUCCAAAUUACAAUGGUAGACGAAAUAUUUAAUUUCUUACCUAACCAUAUUUAUGGCAACGAAAAAAUUGAAAACAUUAAGUUGUUCUAUAAAUUGUUGUACAUUAGCUGGUAUUUCAAAUACCCAACCAUUUUUCGUACACAACUGGAAAAUUCAAAUAUAAGAAUUCCAACGACGAAAAUAUUUUUAACACAUGGCUCUGAAAACUUUACCUACAUUCAUACUCCUUAUUCUAAAGAUGAAGUCAUUGGUUGGUGUGAAAACUUUUCAAUAAAUAGAGAUUGUAUUGAGAAUAAUAUGUUUAUUAUCACUCGCAAUGAAGAGUCUUUUGACAACGAGAGGGCGUUAAAUUCGUUCGUCAGGGACAAAUUGGCACUUUUGGCCAAUAUUGUGAAUUUCAAAAUAAAAGAAGAACCAGAAACUUCUUUAGAGAGCUGCAAAAUCAAACCCGAUAUUCAUAUUGUGGGUGAUUACCAUUGUUCAAUACAAUUGAAAAGAAAAUUGAUAAGUUAUGCCAUGGAAGAGGAGGGACUAAAAAAUGCUGAGCAAAAGCAUCGUUUGACCUUCCAAUGCUGGAGCGAAGCUCUUGCUAUCGGAUUGACUAAGUCGAUCGUGGUGGACUUUGAAAAGAUUUGUCUUUUUCGUUUUUCAUAUUCAGAAGAGGGAUCCGUGCAAGCUGAUUAUCAAAUAUUCGACUAUACGAAAGAUUUUAAUUUGUUUAGUUUAUUGGCGUUACUAUUGAAAGAACAUUUUACAACGGACUCUUGUAAUGUUAGUAAGGAAGAAAAAGAAAAAAUGGUUUCUGUGAUGAAAGUAAAAUAUACAGGAAAGUUGAGACCAAGAAAUCCACCCAAAUAUUAUGGUAAUCAACGGAAAAAACAGACGAAACGAAAAUAG